AUGGUGCAUCAGCAGCGUCCCGUGCCUACGGUGGCGCCCAUGUCUCUUCCGCCACAGAUGCAACGGCCCAUGCCGCAAAUAGCAGCUUCAUUCCCACCACAACCACCUCACCCUCCCAGACAUGUCAUACCAUCCCACUUCCAGCGUCCCGUCGUUGUCUCCGACAUUCGGGCCGAGGGCGUGACUGAAGGCGAUAUCCGGGAAGACCUGUCGGAUUAUGUCAUCCUGAGGUUCGAGAAAAUUGAGCCGUAUGACGAGUAUGACUCCGAGGGCGAAGAAGUGAAGGCGAGCUGGGAUAAUUGCAUCAGGAGACGCAUUGCAGGUGUCGACAAGGUGGACGCUCGGAAGGAAGUCCGGCGGUUGAACAAGGAGGACGGUAAGAAAGGGAGGACCCUCUUGGAGAAGCAGAAUGACCUGGGACCAAAGCAACAAGACCAACUUGCAAAAGCGCAACGCGAGCUCUCGCUUGAGGAAUACGAUCCACGCUUCCACACCGUGCUCGCGCAGAUUGACUACACGCUUAAACCCGUCAUGCAAAAGCGCGAGAAGGUCUAUACGCGAAGGUCCAACACGAAGAGGAAGAUCCAACAGAAGAGGAGGUACGAGCGUACUUCCAUCACGGCCUACUUCAAACGCUGUCCCAAGCCAACUCAGAUACCGAGCGAGCUGGCUCGGUCCGUUGGCAUUGAGAAGCAGCGGGAAUCCGAAGCGAUGCAGAUAAGGCACCACCAGGCGCCGGAGCAGCACAUGGUCCCCCACCCCCGCCCUCAGCUUGUGCAACAGCCCCAGCCAGGACCAAUGUACCACCCACAGGCUGCUCCUAUGCGCAGCCCGGGACCAAUGCAGGGACAAGUGCACCGUGCCCAAGGCAUGCCGAUGCAUCAGUCUCACCCUGUACAAGGACUUGGUCGACCCCAUACACCAAUCCGGGUCGAGGUGGACCAUCGAAAGGACAGGAACCAUCGGAGUCGCCAUUCCAGAAGCUCUGACAGCUCGGAGUGUUCCGACUACGGGUCGGGUUCCGAACUUGGUUCCGAGUCCACAUUAGUUACCGAGCCCUCGCAUUCAUCAGACUCGCACAAGGGCAGGAAACACCAUGACCAGAAGAGGCGAUCCUUGAGGUACCUUGAAGAGCCCAGGAAUUUCGGGGUCGACGUCUACCGCCCUGGCCGUCGCCACAGUCUCGUCGAGGAGCCAUCAUAUAUCGUCACUGGAAGUGGAGCUCGUGUACCCAUCAUCCAGGUGCCAGUACCCCCAAGAAAGGCUGCAAUCCCGGUCGAGAGUCUUGAUCAAAUCCAGGCCGAAGCCUACCAUGCUGGGAGAUCGGAUCAGAAAGCUGCCUUCCGGCACACCCUGGGUGAUGCCGAGAGCCUCGACUUUGCUGCCAGGAGAUACAAGCCUCGAUACGCGCCCCGGCCGGAGAUCAUCAACGAGGGAUUAUCUCCAACACGGAUCCGGCAUGUCACCUCAAGCGAGGUCGGUCGACAGCUUGAAGACAACUUCCAGCGCCUGAGAAUCGACCGCGACUCGCGUUAUCAUGACGAUCUUAGUGACUCCAUCCAUCUUUGA
Molecule: messenger RNA, 1569 nt
Organism: Diaporthe citri
Lineage: Eukaryota; Fungi; Ascomycota; Sordariomycetes; Diaporthales; Diaporthaceae
Exons: 1
Coding region: 1-1569 (522 amino acids)
Source: RefSeq, a predicted model, not a curated record